Cyclocybe aegerita is the source of this 408-nucleotide messenger RNA. Lineage: Eukaryota; Fungi; Basidiomycota; Agaricomycetes; Agaricales; Hemipholiotaceae. The record is from the annotation of a GenBank genome assembly.
AUGGUAUCUGGAGGUUCUAUGGUUAGCACUGACGGUCAGGAUGGGGCAGAUGAGGAGGAAGAUGACAAAAUUGGCGCCCUUCCAGAGACGCUAUCCUGGAAAGAUGGCACAGGAGAAACGAAGAAGUCCAUAUCUUGGAUAUCGAUGAAUGCAAAAAUACAGACAUUGAAGGAUUCAUGCAGCAGCGACAACGAGAUCCUCCUAGCCCACUCAGCUAGGAGUCAGGCACGAGUUCAACACGCUACGGAAGAGGUCCAGUUGGUCUGGGAGGAGAUGAGGCAAACGCUGGCUUUCUUGGAGUGGAAGGCUGGCUGGUGGGAUCAGCGUCGGAUGGCUCGCACCCACAUAACAAACGACCUACGAGAGGGAAUCAAUGCCUAUGCCCUGGAUCAAGCCCACCUCCAAUGA